Messenger RNA from Harpia harpyja (harpy eagle), 6193 nucleotides. It is a transcript of the gene POM121C, whose product is annotated as POM121 transmembrane nucleoporin C. The record is from RefSeq and is a predicted model, not a curated record. Gene Ontology annotation, biological process: RNA export from nucleus; protein import into nucleus. Gene Ontology annotation, cellular component: nuclear pore. Gene Ontology annotation, molecular function: structural constituent of nuclear pore. Lineage: Eukaryota; Metazoa; Chordata; Aves; Accipitriformes; Accipitridae.
AUGCCGGGCGGCCGCGGCUGGCGGGCGGCUCGGUGCGGCGCGGCUCGGCCGAUGGCGGGGGGUGGGCCGGGCGCGGGGCGCUGGGGGCGGCGGGGUGCGGCGGCGGCGGCCCUGGCCCUGGCCCUGGCCCUGGCCCUGGCCUGCCUGUUACUGCUGCGGGGCGCGCUGCUGGGCGCGGCGGCGUUGGGCGCGGCGGGGGCCUGGUGCGCGAUGCGGCCCGGCCCGCCCGCGCCGCGCCCGCCCGGCAAAGCUGCCGCCAACGGGGGCCCGGCCGCCCGCGAGGGCCGGCCCGCGAGGGCCCCGCCGUGCCGCCUCGGGGCCCCGCCGGCCGCCCCUCACUGCCCGCCGCAGGCUCCGCGCCGCCGGUACCCGCUGCCGCAGACCCGAAGCGCCAUGCCGGUCGGCCUGCCCGCCGCCCGCUGGGAGGGCUGCUCGCCCAGGAGCGCGCCCUGGGCUCGCCGGGCCGGCCCACUCCGCAGCCCCGUCACCGUGAGGAUCGCCCGGCCGGACGCCGGCCUGACCCGCUCCCUAGCCUUGGAGCAGCUGGUCUCACGCAUGGCCUUCCCGGCCAACAGCAGCCUGGACCCAUGUGCAAAAGAGACUGUGCUGAAUGCCAUCAAGGAGAGCAGGAAGAGGGCUGUGGAGCAGGAGGAGGAGGAGGAGGAGGACCAGGCUUUUGGGAACGAUCAGGAGAGCAAGAGAAGGCGCCACGAUAGCACGGGAAGUGGGCAGUCGGCGUUUGAGCCUCUGGUAGCCAAUGGUGCCCCUGCCUCUCUCAUACCCAAGCCUGGCUCUCUGAAGAGGGGCCUUGUCUCGUACUGCCUGGAUGACUGCUCAAACAAGAGGUCACGCACCUCUUCCAUGAGUUCCCUCAACAAUACAUAUGCUGGCGGGAUCCCCAGCUCCAUCCGCAAUGCCAUCGCCAGCUCCUACAGCUCCAGCCGGGGCCUCUCACAGCUGUGGAAGAGAAGUGGUGUGAGCAUGUCCCCACUGUCCAGCCCAGCGUCCUCCCGCUCCCAGACACCAGAGUGGCCUCUCAAGAAAGCCAGGGAAGAGGAGUUGCAUCGCUCCAACACUUCCACUCCAGUGAAAUCAGACAAGGAGCUGCAGACAGAGAAAGUGGUGGAGACGCCAGUGCGGAAGAAGCAGAAUUCCCUGAGCCCACCAUCCAUGUCGGGGAGCAGCGGGAAGCGCAAGCGAAAGAUCCAGUUGCUGUCGUCUCGCCGGGGGGACCAGCUGGCGCUGCCCCCACCACCUCAGCUGGGCUACUCCAUCACGUCAGAGGACCUGGAUGCAGAAAAGGCGGCAGCAUUGCAGUGGUUCAACAAAGUCUUGGAGGAUAAGGCUGAUGUGGACCCCAGCACCACUGCAGAGACUACGCCUGUGUCCAGGCCACUGGCGUUCACCGUGACGUCCCCGGGGCCUGCGCCUGCCUCGACAGCUCCUGCCCCGGCCAGCACCAACUCACUCCUGGACAGCCUGAAGAAGAUGCAGAGCAGCCAGGCUGUGCCCACGCCAGCAGACUCCACUGGAGCUGUGGUAGCAUCCCAGCCGCCUUCAUCAGCUGCACAGCUGCCUGCUCCUGCUGUAUCGCUGGAGUCGAGUUCUCUGCCUGCCACCUCUGCUGAGACCAAGCCUGUGCCCGUGUUGAGCACGCCUGCCCCUACUGCCCCCGCUGCCUUGGGGGUGCAGGCCCCCAGCAGUCUGGCACCUCCUGCGUUGACAGAGCUGGGCCAGACCCCCAGCAAACCUCCCUCCUUCCCGAAGCCAAGCAUCCUUUUUGGGAUGCUGAACACCCCACCUGCCAGCCAGGCAGCAAUGACUGCAGCUGCUGCUGUGCCCACCACGACCACUGCUGUGCCCACCACGACCACUGCUGUGCCCACCACGACCACUGCUGUGCCCACCACGACCCUUGUCUUUAAACCCAUCUUUGGUGCUUUGCCGAAAAGCGAGAGCACAGCACCCUGUACGGCUGUCAUCUCCACCACAGUCACCGUGUCUGCAAACUCAGGCCCUUCCUCAACAUCCUCCACCACCACCAUGUUCAAGCCUAUCUUUGGCAGCGUCACCACAGCUUCAUCUCCAGCGAAGGCCUCUCCCUUUGCCUUCAAACCAACGUCACAGCCGGCCUUGGCUGCAGAUCUGCCAGCAGCCUCCACGACUACCCUGGCAGGAUUCACAGGUCUCCCUAACGUCAUCUUCACCACCGCAGCUACGACUGCCACUACGCAGAGUUCUUCCACAGAUGCCACUAUUAAACCUGUCUUCAGCUUUGGACUCAACCCCCCCGCCUCCACUGGCCCCACUGCCAGCCUGACCGUCUCCGCUGCCACGUCCACCAGCACGUCUCAGCCCUUCCUGUUCGGGGGCCCAGCCAGCUCAGCUCCCAGCACAGAAACCAGCUUUGCCACCCCAGGGCCUGUGUUCCAGUUCGGAAAGCCACCUCCAGCCACGGUCACUGCCACCACCAGUGUCCCAGGAGGCCCUGCCUUUGGCCAAGCACCUUCAAACUCAACAGCUCCUACCACCACUGUGGGCUUUAGCAUAUUUGGGGGCACCACGCUGACCUCUUCUACCCCAGCCACCACAGGUCAAGCAACGUUGACGUUUGGCUCGUCUGUUUCAGCUUUUGGCAGUUCCUUCAGCACAAAUGCGAAGCCGCCACCACUGUAUCCCGGCACAGCAAGUCAGCCCGCCUUCAGUGCUGGUGCUGCGGAGAGCCAGCCGCCUGCCAGCAAGCCCGCUGCUGGCCCCGUCACCUUUGGCCCCCCGUUCAGUUUUGGAACCCCUGCGGCCCAGUCCCCUGCUCAGCCGGCAUUCGGCAGCAGUGCUCAGCCAGCCUUUGGCACAACCAGUACCCAGGUUUCCUUCGGCACCAGCAGCACUCAGGUGGCGUUUGGAACCACCACGUCGGUCUUCUCUUUUGGGACAGCCACCUCCACCACCGCCAGCUUCGGUUCCACCACGCAGACCACGAGCAGCAGCACUGGCACCGCUGUCUUUGGCACCACCCCUUCUCCUUUCACCUUUGGGGUGACUGCCCAGCCGGGCCCCUCUGCCAGCACCUUUGGGAUCAGCGCGCCCACCCUGAGCACCGGCUCCCCCGCCGUGGGGUUCAGCUUCGGGGCUGGGCAGAGCGGGGCAGCCCCGGUGGCAGCGCCGUUUGGCUCUUCCCUGACGCAGAGCACGCUGGGUGCACAGAAUCAGAGCACUCCCUUCGCCUUCACUGUGUCCAGCACGCCCAACAACAAGCCGGUGUUCGGAGGAACUCCUGCGCCCACCUUCGGGCAAAGCACGCCCGUGCCAGGAGCAGUGGGGAGUGGAAGCAGUAGCCUUUCCUUUGGGACGCCUAGCGCUCCUGCCUCGGGCUUCGGAGGAGUCGGCGCUUCCUUUGGUUCAUCCACCCCAGCCUUUUCCAUCGGAGCAGGAUCCAAGACAGGCGCUCGCCAGCGGCUGCAGGCACGGAGACAGCACACCCGCAAAAAGUAACCUCUGGUGCUGCUGGGCCCCUGCCGCCGGCCUGCACGAGGAGCCCCUGCACUCGCAUGGGGGGCUCCGGUCUAGAGUCGUCCCUGUGGCGGGAUCAGUGGUGAUGGGGCCAGGUUCCCUGUCUCUGAUGCCAGCCAGAGACCAUGCUGGGUGGCAGUGACUGGGGUGGGACAGGAUAAACCAAACUCUUCUUACUUGAACAGGUUCACAGCCAAGGCUGGAUGAACCUCUGUACAUAUCUGCAGCGUUUCCUCCCUCACUUUAUUUUGCCAUGUUUCAUAACGUGUAAAUUUUUCCCCAUUUGCUUCUUCUAGCUGUUCCCAUGCUUUCCUCCCCAGCCCCCCGACAGUCAGCCCCCUCCCCUGUGGCAUAGCAGCUGGCAGAGCUGCACGUCUCCACUCGGAGCCUGGCUGGAGACAUGCUGCGUUCCUGCUGGCUGCCGUUCCAGGCUGCUGAGGGAUGCUGUCUUCACCAGGUCCUGAAAUCUUUCCCCAUUGUUUCAUCCCAUGGACUGGUGAACACACUCCCUCUGGCUUCAUUGCUGUCCCUGCAGAACACGAGCCGGGGUUAGUGCCAGCCAGGCCUGGGCGUCUCAGUGCCAUGGGCAACUGACCCAGCUGCAGCUGGGUGACGACCCCCUUGCUGUGACUUACAUCUCCCAUCAGACCUCCAGCCGAGGACGUGCUGUAGCCUGGGACCUCGGCUGGAGGCAUGGGUUGGGGAUGAGGGUCCCUCCACCCUCUCCCAGCUGCCGAGCAGCCCUGCCAGGCUGCGGACUCCCCCCACCCUGCUCGUGUAAAGCCCCCUCUGUUUUGCUUUAUUUGCGCUCCUGUUUCAAUGCGCUUGUUGAAUCGAGUUUGGAGGAAGAACUGAACCGUGUGUGUGGCGGCAUGUUGGUUAUGCCGGAUUUGCUGUUUGGAGUUUCUUUUUUUUGUGGGGCACCUGUCCCUUUGUGGGGGACGCGCCCUAGCUAAUUGGGUGUUGACAGUAGCAUCACUGCGUGGCUGCUCGUGCUGGGGGAGUUGUCCCUUCGUUGUCGUGACUGAAAGGCAGGCAGCAGGGGUUGGGGGGAUGGGGCCUGGACCCCCAGGCGUGGGGGCCCCAGCCCUGGCAGUCUCUCCCUUCCCUUCCCCUCUCUCUCACCUUGGGGUGCUCUGGAGCCGCUAAUGGAAGGAGUCCAGAGCGGAUGGGUUUCCACCCCCCUCCCCAAAUCCAAAUUGUUUUUCGUUUUUAGCUCAUACCCCUCCUUUCGGGUUUUACCAGCUCCUAGGAGCUACGGUGCUGCCUCCCUUGUUCCCAUCAAGCCAGGAGUGGGGCCCUUCCCCUGCCUGGGAGCUCCUGUGGGAAGAGACUGCCAGAGUCAGGGGUCAUCCAAGAGCUGCCCCCCACUCUGUCCCUGGCGAGGGAUGGGCACCCCUGCCCAUGGGCUCCCCACCACUUCCAGGAGUGCUUUGCUGCCGGGUUUUUUACUCUCCGAGCCGUGUGAGUGUGUGUGUCUGCUGAAGUCUAAAUUAAAAAAAAAAAAAAGAAAAAAAAAAUUGCAAACAAAUAUUUAAACGUUUUUUAACAAAAUAAAAAUUUAUUUUUAUAUUUAAGCUGAAUUGCCUUUGAAUUCCUUCAAGCUUGGUUCAGUGAGGUUGCCAGACCCUGCAGUGCUGUUGGUAGUGUUUAGCUGUGCUGUCGCAGCCUGGUGAGGAGCUGGCCUGUGCCCUGGCUCUGCCCACAGGAGCUAGCUGUGCUGGGGAAAGGCAGCUAUAUCCCGUGGGCUCUGCCGCUGUGCGCUCCUCCUGGCCUGUAACAACAUCUUAAUUUUAAAAUGUGAUGUAUGUGGAUGUGACUAAACUUUUUUUUUUUAUUUCUCUGAGGAUGAGGAGCAGGAGCUCUUACGCCUUACGGUGACGAGUGGUUUUCUUGUCUGCCAGGAACAAGGUGUCUCUCCCAGCAGGUGGAAGGAGGGCAGGUGGCUGGGUUCUGUGCGGUGCAGAGGGGACAUGGCCCCUUAGCGAGUGGGGGCAGAGGAUGUGCCAGCAGGCACCUGCUGCUGGUGCUGUCAGGGCGUUUCUAGCCUUCCCCUACCAGCACAGCUGAGGGGGUGCAGCAGGCUGUUAGAGCAGGGCAGACCUGUGCAGGAAUCAGCCUGGGCAAACGUGUCCUUGGGGUUUGAGAAAAGGGUUGAAAAGGGGUUAGUGCACAAGGGCUGCCCCUGGCGAUUCCUCCCUCUGCCCCGGGCAGGGUGCUGAGCCAGGAGGGUGCUUGCUCCCCAGCCGUCAGGGCUGGCAGUGGCCUGAGGCAGGACGGUGGCUCCGUGGCGAGGGAGCUGGGAGCCUGGGGCUGGGGUUUGCUCAGAUCAACUCCAGCAAGACCCAUGUGGCAGAGGGAGGUGGGGGAUGAGCAGGGUACAAGGUGAGGGCACCCUGGGCAGCACUGGCUGUUGGUGCUGCCCCCAAAGUAGCUGGCCUAUUUAGGUCCCAAGAGCCCAGCCGGGCAAGGAGCCAGGCUGUGUCCCUUCCCCACCACACAGACUCUGCUGGGAGAGACCCAUGUGACUGGGCUGCCGUAUGUGGCCAGGGGGAGGCUGGGUUUUAACUCAAACUGAAGACUUGGAUCAUUCCUGGUGUGGCUGAUGAGGAUUUUAGUGUGAAUGUGCAAUUUUUUUCCUUGCUUCUUAUGUCCCUGGUUUAAAAUAAAAAGAUUGUGUUCA